AUGCUCUCUCGCAUGUUUAACCGUCCCAUGAUGUGCAUCUGCAUGCCCACCUGGGGUAUGCCUUUCGACAUGAUGUGCAUGAUGCUCCAGCGUUGCAUGGUGAUGCCCAGCCAAGUCCGCAGAAACCUCUACGCCCAGAUGCGCACUGCUCUCCUCGACGACUCUAUGCACCGCUGCGUCGUCCUUUGCCACAACGAUAGUGCCGUCCUCGUCUCCCAGGCCAUGGCUCAGCUCUGCUCCGACCUGCCCGCUGAGAAGAUGUGCAAGCUCGAGAUCUACUCCUUCGGUGCCGCUGCCUGCGAGUUCAUGAUGCCCCGUGGUGAAUCCACCAUGGAUAGCGAGCCUGCCCACCACCAGUCAAUGGACAUGAUGAUGAAUGACCGCAAGGGAGUUCACAUGGAGCACUUCGCCAUGACGACUGAUCCUUUCGCUCAAAUGGGUGUUCUUGAGAGCGUGCGCCAAAACAUGAGCGGUCGUUUCUGCGGUGGCGUCUUCAUCAUGGACAACAAGAAGGCUAUGUCUAUGGGCAAGAUGAGCCAAGACGCCAUGAACAUGCAGAUGAUGUGCUCCGGCCUGAUGAUGGAGGACUACAUGAUGAUGAUGUUCUCUGCCCAAAUGUCGAUGGGUGCUUCCUCGGGCACUCCUAGCUGCAUGGACAGCAACAUGAUGAUCGAUCGCGACUGCGCCGAGAAACGGGAGAUUGCUGCCAUGUCCAACUACUAUGCCGCCUCUCAGACCAAGAAGGGUAGCAAGCGUUUGAGCUGGACUGGCCUUGCUGCCACCGCUGGUCAGAAGAACGGUGUCAGCGCCGGCAUGAUCGGUCUUGAGCAGGCUCGCAAAGGAUGUAAGGGUUGCAAUGGCCACAAGGCUCGUGAAGUCAGCUGGCUGUCGCGCUAUGUGUCCAUGGGCCAUAUGAUGGACAAGAACAUGUCGGAGGGCAACAUGGCUCGCUCUCCAUGA
Messenger RNA from Podospora anserina S mat+, 960 nucleotides. RefSeq lists its product as uncharacterized. The coding region runs from base 1 to 960 and encodes 319 amino acids. The record is from RefSeq and is a predicted model, not a curated record. The transcript has a single exon. Lineage: Eukaryota; Fungi; Ascomycota; Sordariomycetes; Sordariales; Podosporaceae.